CGACUCAUCGCCGCCCCCGCCGCCUCCUCCUCAGCCACCGACGCAUUCGUAUAUGGCGGCUGCUCCCAGCAGAAAUACUCUCCGGCGUCACCGUACGAGUCGAACCUGAACUCACUGCUGACGUCACUGGUUAACUCGGCCACGUACAGUUCCUACAACAACUUCACCGUCAUGGGCUCGGUCUCGACCGACACAGCCCGCGGCCUCUUCCAGUGCCGCGGCGACCUCUCCAUGCCCGACUGCGCCACCUGCGUCGCCCGCGCCGUCUCCCAGAUUGGGUCGCUCUGUCCGGGCGCGUGCGGCGGCGCGUUGCAGCUGGCCGGCUGCUUCAUUAAGUACGACAACGUCAGCUUCCUCGGCUCCGAGGACAAGACGGUGGUGUUGAAGAAAUGCGGCCCCUCCGAAGGAGAAAACGCGGAGGAGAUGGGGCAGAGGGACGCAGUGCUGAACGGGCUACUCACCGGAGGAGGAGGAGGGUAUUUCAGGGCGGGAGGGUCAGGUGAGGUCCAGGGAGUGGCUCAGUGUGUCGGAGAUCUGACGGCUGGGGAGUGCCAAGACUGCCUGUCUUCUGCCAUCGGACGGCUCAAAGCCGACUGCGGCUCCGCCGUCACCGGAGACGUGUUCUUGGCCAAGUGCUAUGCUCGAUAUUCCACCAGUGGCGCUCAGUACUACUCCAAGCCUCAUAAAUAUAAAACGAGCUACGGAGGAGACAAGACAUUCGCGAUCAUCAUUGGACUUCUUGCGGCGGUUGUCAUCCUCAUUAUCUUCCUUCUUUUCCUCAAACAAAUUUGUGUUCGUCAUGGUAAAUAAAUGCAAUGUUCACAAAGCGUGGAUCUCAAAGAAAAAAAAAUGCCAAACUUCACAGGACUCGCUUUGGAUCUACCCUAAUAUUCCUUUUUCUUUCUUUUUUUUUCUUCUUAUUUUCUAAUUAAUGUUUAAAAGUUUGAUGUCGUAUAUUAAGGUUUAUAACUUUUUCUAAUUCUUGAAAAAAAAGGGUUUCAGAAAAUGGAUUUUAAAAGGCUUUAUUCCAUCAAAAAGAAGACUAUGGUAAAAAAGCAACAAAGGAAAAGAGGAGAGAGAUGGGAGCUUGAAAAGGUUGAAGCUUUUCUUAUGUCGAACUUUAUAUGGCAAAUGGUAUAUAUUCUUUUGUAAAGUUUGUUAUUUUAUAUUA
Messenger RNA from Tarenaya hassleriana, 1171 nucleotides. Its product is annotated as cysteine-rich repeat secretory protein 60. Lineage: Eukaryota; Viridiplantae; Streptophyta; Magnoliopsida; Brassicales; Cleomaceae. The record is from RefSeq and is a predicted model, not a curated record. Gene Ontology annotation, cellular component: plasmodesma. The transcript has 5 exons. The annotation marks the transcript as partial.